This is a messenger RNA of Uranotaenia lowii, 1491 nucleotides long. RefSeq names its product BLOC-1-related complex subunit 5 (gene BORCS5). Bases 245 to 1279 code for a protein of 344 amino acids. The record is from RefSeq and is a predicted model, not a curated record. The transcript has 6 exons. Gene Ontology annotation, cellular component: synaptic vesicle membrane; BORC complex; cytoplasmic side of lysosomal membrane. Gene Ontology annotation, biological process: positive regulation of anterograde synaptic vesicle transport; lysosome localization; organelle transport along microtubule. NCBI's taxonomy places the organism in Eukaryota, Metazoa, Arthropoda, Insecta, Diptera, Culicidae.
CAUUCAUUAUCAUAUCGGGCGAGGGUGUUUUUACGCGAGACGAUCGUAAAAAUAAAAUUAUCUCAAAUUUAUUUACUAUUUUAGUGCUUUUAAUAGUGUUUUCCAAUUAUGUCGGUGUUAAUUGUGUGAACCAUGUGUAGUGAACUGCUAGGAACAUCCUGGAGUAAGAUUAAAGGUUCCAGUUAAAGGUUCAGUAGCCAUUAGCUAUUGAACGAGUCAAACCCCAAAAAGAACCACAAACACCAUGGGUUCAGAACAGUCCCAGCUCGGGGGCGACCCGGUCGGAGCCGGAAGCUCCACUGGCAACAUCCGGGGCGGUAGUUUACGAGCUCAAUCCAGCAAUGCCACCCCCACGCCGGCACGAUCGUCGGCCGCCGGAACCGCAAAACUGUACCGCGGAAAUACCAUUGCUGCCACGGAAAUGUCCGCCCUCAGUCUGGACGAUGGCGGAAGUCAACCGGGCCCAUCCUAUUCGGGGACCCCGUCUUCGGCCUAUAUCUGUGAUUCUCGACCGGUGUCGCCACCGAUGAGCGUGUGCUCCGAUUCCGAUCUCCCCUACAUAUCGUACACCGAUAAACCCAUUGGAGACUCCCCAAAGCUUCGAAAUAAGCAGCAAGCGAAGGGUGUCGGCAAGAUUCGACCCAGUAGCGUAAUUGUUGGCGGGGCCAAUCGCUCAAAUCAGCAGGACAUCGCCCGCAGUGCUUUCGGAAAUCGUUCCAGACCAUACUCGACGGCGGGUUCAUCCUCGAGUGGUUCCUCGACGGCGCACAACAUAGUGGUGGUCAAAUCGGCCGCCGUCAAGGAAACCGGAAUCGAGAAAGAUGACGACAUCGUUCGCUUGCAGGCAGCAAGCAUGGAAGCGAAAGGGUUGAAGAGCGUUCCCAUGUUUCUGCCGGUGAUGCGCGGAACCCUUUCGCUGCCAGCCAAUCGUGAUCCGGAGGUGCUGGAACGGCUCCAGCCGAACCAUAUGAUGAACAUGUGCAGCCGGUUACAGGCCCACUUCAACACAUGUGCCACACAGGUCGCCGGAGAGCAGCAACAGAUCACCAACAAAAUCAAAGAGGUCGAUCAGGAAAUCUCCAGCGCCCUGGCCCAGCUGGUGCAAAAGCAAAAGCUGUACACCUCCUACGCCGAGACGUUUUCCAAGGUGCGCCAGAUCUCGCAGCAACUGACCCGGUGCAAUGACAUACUGAACCAGAACAUCGAAAGUAUGGAGUAUCUGAACAAUCUGCUGGACGUGGACGAUCGACUCGAGCCGUUCGUCUGGAAAACGGAAUAGUAGUGAACGGUGCUACAAGAAAGCAGAAGAAACGACACAUUUUUCCGCUGCACAGAUUGAUGACAUGGUACGGCCAGCUUUCAACUGACCGAUGUCACUGUUGUACAAAAGAUCCCGCCAUUCUCAUGCACGUAAUUUGUUUUAAGUUUUUGUUUUUGUACAUUAUUAUUUCGAUUAAGUCCUCAAAAUAUCUGCCAUGUAUUUUUAAAGUA